Messenger RNA from Rhizopus microsporus ATCC 52813, 715 nucleotides. RefSeq names its product mitochondrial ribosomal protein L16. The transcript is spliced from 2 exons. NCBI's taxonomy places the organism in Eukaryota, Fungi, Mucoromycota, Mucoromycetes, Mucorales, Rhizopodaceae. The record is from RefSeq and is a predicted model, not a curated record. The coding region runs from base 122 to 715 and encodes 197 amino acids. Gene Ontology annotation, cellular component: ribosome; mitochondrial large ribosomal subunit. Gene Ontology annotation, biological process: mitochondrial translation. Gene Ontology annotation, molecular function: structural constituent of ribosome; rRNA binding.
CUGAACAUGACUACUGCGACGCUCGGAAUUGGAAAAUCUUUUUUAUGAAACCCGCCCAUAGCUCUUGGACGGUGAAUCCUCUGUCAAGCAAGGGGUCCUUUCUUUUUUUUUUGUUGUAGCCAUGUUUUCACUCACCAAAAGAAAUAGACCCACCAUCCAACCUCUGUUGUCCAUCACUGCCGUUCGUUUUGCAUCCAACUUUUCACCAAGACGUACAAAAUACAAAAAAGCACAAAAGGGCAAGAUCCCUAUUCCGAUUGGCGGUUCAACCAAGGGAACAACCGUCGAAUUUGGCGACUAUGGAUUGCGUGUGAAGGAAGGCUGUCGUCUGACCAGUCGCCAACUGACGGCAGUACACAACACACUUCGUAGAAAGAUCAAACCCAUCAAGGGUUCACAGUUAUGGAUGCGUGUGUUUCCUGAUAUUCCCGUUACGAGCAAAGGCAAUGAAGUACGUAUGGGUAAAGGUAAAGGCACAUUCGAGUACUGGGCUUGUCGUGUACCCUUGAACAGAGUUGUUUUUGAAAUCGGUGGAAUGAGAAAAGAAAUCGCAAAGGAAGCUUUCAGACUUGUGUCUAAUAAACUACCUGUCAAGACAGAAAUGAUUGACCGUAAAACAAAGCCAAUUGUUGGUGCUCAUGGUCUACCAUCAGUAAAGCCAGUGGAAACAGUAACAAAACCAGUGGAAGCAGUAUCGACAGAAGCACAAACCUAA